GAUUGGCACGAAUCCACAUUUUACGAUCGUGGCACCAAGAGAGAGAGAGAGAAAGAUUCACAUUUCACAAUUCAUAUCUCACCGCAAGGGUUUUUUUUUUUUUCACAAAAUCAAAAGAGAAAUGAAGGAAUAGUGAAAAUCUCUUCUCUGUGAUGAACAAGAAUUCUUCGAUUUCGUUAUCUUCGUCAAUUGCGCUAUUGUUGCUGUUGUUGUUCUCUUGGAUAAUCGUUCUUGCAGGUAACGCAUCAGCUCAAUUUUGCGCUCAACAGGACGAUCCACUGCUUAUGGCGUCCACACUUGGAGGCGUGCGCGAUUCUCAGGGAGCUUCCAACUCCACCGAUGUCGAUGAACUCGCUCGUUUCGCCGUCGAUGAACACAACAAGAAAGAGAAUUCAAUUCUCGAGUUUGUGAGAGUCGUGAAGGCGAAAGAGCAGGUAGUAGCUGGUACACUGCACCAUCUUACCCUUGAGGUUGUUGAUGCUGGUAAAAAGAAGCUGUACGAAGCAAAGGUCUGGGUGAAGUCAUGGAUGAAUUUUAAAGAAUUGCAAGAGUUCAAGCAUGCAGGCGAUGUCCCCUCAAUUACUUCUUCUGAUCUUGGUGCAAAGAAAGGUGAUCAUCCCCAGGGAUGGCGGGAAGUGCCACCACAUGAUCCUCAUGUUCAGGAUGCGGCACAGCAUGCUGUUCAGACCAUUCAGCAGAGAUCUAAUUCUCUACUCCCGUAUGAACUGCUGGAAAUCAUACAUGCCAAGGCAGAGGUGAUUGAAGAUGCUGCAAAGUUUGAUUUGCUCCUAAAGCUGAAGAGAGGGAGUAAAGAAGAGAAGUUCAAAGUGGAAGUCCACAAGAACAAUGAAGGUAACUUCCUUCUGAAUCAGAUGGUGCAAGAUCAUUCCUAGGAGUUUGGAUUUGUGCAAUAUAAUAAAAUAAAAUACAAGUUCAUGUAAUGAUAGGAACAUCUGCAUUGCUUCCUCUUUAAUGCUGUAUACUAUUUGAUCUUGAACCUUGGCCUUAUCUAAAGUUUCAAGACUGAUAUCCUCAGGAUGAUACCUAUAAAAGGGCAUGAUAAAUUAUGGAGUCACCUGUUAAUUAGCUUUU
Messenger RNA from Benincasa hispida (wax gourd), 1092 nucleotides. RefSeq names its product cystatin B (gene CYSB). Gene Ontology annotation, molecular function: cysteine-type endopeptidase inhibitor activity. NCBI's taxonomy places the organism in Eukaryota, Viridiplantae, Streptophyta, Magnoliopsida, Cucurbitales, Cucurbitaceae. The record is from RefSeq and is a predicted model, not a curated record.